This is a messenger RNA of Grosmannia clavigera kw1407, 2376 nucleotides long. RefSeq names its product pyridine nucleotide-disulfide oxidoreductase. Gene Ontology annotation, molecular function: oxidoreductase activity. The transcript has 3 exons. Bases 1 to 2376 code for a protein of 791 amino acids. The record is from RefSeq and is a predicted model, not a curated record. Lineage: Eukaryota; Fungi; Ascomycota; Sordariomycetes; Ophiostomatales; Ophiostomataceae.
AUGGCCAAGAAGACGGUCUGCAUCGUCGGCGCGGGUCCUUCGGGCCUGGUAGCGGCCAAGACGCUCCUCCACGACCCACGUGCUCGCGGUCGAUUCCGGGUGACGGUGUUUGAGCCGCAACAGCGGGUGGGCGGGCUGUGGCCGAGCAGCACGGCAGACGCUGGCGGGCUGGUGCAUCCGCAGAUGCUGGCAAACCAGAGCCGCAGCACGGUGCAGUUCAGCGACCUGGCCUGGGAGGACGAGGCGGCCGAGUUUCCGCGAGCCUGGCAGGUCGGCCAGUACCUGCAGCGCUACCACGACCGAUACCUGGGCAGCCGUGAGGACGCGGACGUGAGGCUGGGCUGGCGGGUGGUGCGAACAGAGCGGACGGCCGGCCGGUGGCAGGUGUGGACGAGAGAGGAGGACGGCGGUGACGGGAGCGACGCUGAGAGAAGCAGCACGUUUGACUACCUCAUCGUGGCCAGCGGCUUCUUCGGGGCGCCGGCGAUGCCAGCAGGCAUCCGAGCUGAAGACGCGACGGUGCCGGUGGUACACAGCAGCGAAUACCGCAGCCUGGCGACGCUGUUCGGCAGAGACGCUGCGGUUUCCAGAGCGUCUACAGUGUCUGCAGAGCCUACAGCAUCUCCGUCCUCUCCCAGCACCAUUCUCGUCGUGGGGGGCCAGUUCUCGGGCGUCGAGAUCGCCGGCACGAUUGCCAACCAUCUCUCAUCAGCGGCCCAUUCGCCCGGUCCAAACAGCCUUCCACAGGCUGCCUCGUCCUACUCGGUUCAGCAUCUGAUCCAGCGGCCGUCUUGGAUCUUUCCACUGUACACGUCGCCUAUUCCCAAUAUUGUUAACCCGCCCUUCCUCCCCUUUGACCUCAACUCCUACAACGUCCGCAAACGUCCCCGGCCACUCGUCAACACGCAGGGCCACAUCCCGGUAGAGACGGCACGCAUGGUUCACAGACUUUUCCAGAACAUCCUCGGCACGGACCAGAGCGAGUACGGCGCGGCCGUGGCGAUGCGUGGCGACGACCUGCUCGACAGCCCGCCAUACCUUGGCGUCAGCGACACGUACCUGGAGCAUGUGCGAGCAGGCCGGAUCUCGGUAUCCCGCGGCCGGCUGGCGUCUUUGGAUGGGACGACGGCAGUGAUCAGCUCGUCAGAAGGUGGAGCGGGCGGACAGGAGGAGAGCCAGAGCGAAGAGAAGUUUCCGGUUGCGGUGGUGGUCCUGGCCACCGGCUUCUCGCCGGCCACGUCGUUGUCCUUUCUGCCCGACGAGGUCAAGACGGCCCUGUCGUUUGACGCGACCAGCAGCCGCGAGCCUGUGGCGUUAGCCUUUCACGGCUGCUGCCACCCUGACGUGGCCGGCCUUGCCUUUGUCGGCUUCUACCGGUCGCCGUACUGGGGUGUGAUGGAGAUGCAGGCACGGGUGGCGACGGCGCUGCUGGUGAGCGACGCAGACGCCGAUGCAGCGGCGACAGAGAUGCCGUCGGACGGCAGGCCUUGGUAUCCCGACACGUCUACGGGCUGGCCGGCUCUUGGCGAGGCGCUGGCAGCGGACGGAUCGAUCAAGCGCACGCUGGCACUGCGCAACGAUGCGCGGGCCUCGCAGUUUCCCAUGGGCGACUACAUGUAUCUGAUGGGCGUCUUUGGCGAGGCGCUGGGCCUCGAGCGGCAGGAGGACGAAGACGAAGACGGGGAUGUCGGCGAGGACUGUCCUGUGAUCGUGACGCCGGCACACUACGUCGUGGAAGGCGAUGACGGCAGCAGCAGAGAGGCGGCGCUCUCACGACGACACACGGCAACAGUGGUACGGGGCGGCCUGACACAGGCGCAGUUUGUAGCGCGAGCCGUCUUCCGCAGUCUUUUGGGCUGCUGGCGGCUGGAGCGCGAUCUGGUCAGUGCGCUGCCGAGCCAUCCGAGCGGCCGGUUUGUCGGCACGGCCGAGUUUCGGUUGCGGGCGACGACGGAGGAUGGACGAAAGCGAGCCGAAGGCGAGGAACAAAAAGACGAGGAACCAAGCGAGGAGAUGGACGAGUAUCUCUACGUCGAGGACGGCACCUUUACGGCCACGUCGGGCCUCUCGUUCCGGGCGACCAGACGGUACGUGUGGCGCUACAACCCGGCGACAGACCGGCUCAGCGUCUGGUUCGUGCGCACGGAUGAUGCUCAGCGCGCCGACUACCUCUUCCACGAGCUGUCGUUUGGGGGGCCGACCGCCACGGAGACAGAGCCCUGGCGCGCCACCGCCGGCCACCUCUGCAUCGACGACUACUACGACGUGCGCUACGACUUUGCCUUUGUAGCCGUCAACCUGCGGGACUGGCGCGUACGGUAUGCGGUGCGUGGACCCAAAAAGGACUACACCAUAGACGGGACGUAUCGAAGGUGA